Molecule: messenger RNA, 411 nt
Organism: Exophiala mesophila
Lineage: Eukaryota; Fungi; Ascomycota; Eurotiomycetes; Chaetothyriales; Herpotrichiellaceae
Exons: 1
Coding region: 139-411 (90 amino acids)
Source: RefSeq, a predicted model, not a curated record
UUGCAGGAGACUCGAUAAUUCCCCUCGUGCAAUCAAGCCAACUUGAACCCGCCGGAGGUGCCACUAUUACCCAGCCAGGCAGGACAGUAGAAGAAAUCUACGCCAGGAUCUCGAGAUCAGACAGCAGCAACAUCAAACAUGGCCGGGAAAGACAAUCCAGCAGUUCCGUUGUUCGGAGGGUCACAGAAAUACAAGGCGCCCAAAUACCAGUCAAAGGCACCUCCACCAUCGCGCAACGAUCGGUAUGAGACGGCAGCGAGUGGCUCAGCAAAUGACCGCAAGGAGAACAAAGACGACGACUCAGGAGCGGCGAACCAAGACGACGACGCAGGAGCGGGGAACCAAGACGACGACUCAGGGUUUGGAGCAGCCGUUCUCGGCCUACUACAGUCAGUGUUUUCCGACGGCUGA